Molecule: messenger RNA, 7214 nt
Organism: Camelus dromedarius (Arabian camel)
Lineage: Eukaryota; Metazoa; Chordata; Mammalia; Artiodactyla; Camelidae
Gene: COG5
Product: component of oligomeric golgi complex 5
Exons: 22
Coding region: 37-2526 (829 amino acids)
Biological process (GO): intra-Golgi vesicle-mediated transport
Cellular component (GO): COG complex
Source: RefSeq, a predicted model, not a curated record
GCCGCCGCUGACGCCAUCAUCCCGGCACCUGCCAACAUGGAAGGCGGCGACGGCGGCGUUGCUGGGGCUGGCCGUGGAGCUCCGGGCUGCGGAACGGCUGCAGCGACAGUCCGAGAGCUCCUGCAGGACGAGUGUUACAGUGAUUUUUUAAAUGAAGACUUUGAUGUAAAGACUUAUACUUCCCAAUCUAUUCAUCAAGCUGUGAUUGCUGAGCAACUAGCAAAACUUGCUCAAGGAAUCAGUCAGUUGGAUAAAGAACUACACCUACAGGUUGUUGCAAGACAUGAAGAUUUAUUGGCACAAGCAACUGGGAUUGAGUCUUUGGAAGGUGUUCUUCAGAUGAUGCAGACAAGAAUUGGGGCUUUACAGGGAGCUGUUGAUAGGAUGAAAGCAAAAAUUAUUGAGCCAUACAAUAAAAUAGUAGCCCGUACUGCUCAACUAGCAAGACUUCAGGUUGCCUGUGAUUUGCUUCGGAGAAUAAUUCGCAUCUUGUAUCUCAGUAAGAGACUCCAAGGACAAUUGCAGGGGGGAAGUAGAGAGAUAACAAAAGCUGCUCAGAGUCUCAAUGAACUUGAUUAUCUUUCUCAAGGAAUAGAUCUUUCUGGAAUUGAAGUAAUAGAAAAUGAUCUACUUUUUAUUGCAAGAGCUCGACUCGAAGUGGAAAAUCAAGCUAAGCGUCUACUAGAACAGGGUGUGGAGACUCAGAAUCCAACCCAGGUCGGAACAGCUCUUCAGGUUUUCCACAAUCUUGGAACUUUGAAGGAUACCAUUACCAGUGUCGUGGACGGAUACUGUGCUGCUGUAGAAGAAAAUAUCAGCAGUGCAUUAGACAUCAAAGUUCUGACUCAGCCUUCCCAGUCAGCUGUGAGAGGGGGACCUGGACGAUCUACCAUGCCAACCCCAGGAAACACUGCAGCGUUUCGUGCAUCCCUCUGGACCAAUUUGGAAAAACUUGUGGAUAAUAUCUAUACUGUGUGUGGACAGGUACAUCAUUUACAAAAAAUAUUAGCCAAGAAGAGAGAUCCUGUUUCUCACAUUUGUUUCAUUGAAGAAAUAGUUAAGGAUGGACAAUCUGAAAUACUAUACACAUUUUGGAACUCAGUUACUCAAGCACUUUCUUCUCAAUUUCAUACAGCAACAAAUUCUUCUAUGUUUUUGAAGCAGGCAUUUGAAGGAGAAUACCCUAAAUUGUUGCGUCUUUAUAAUGACUUAUGGAAGCGUCUUCAACAAUACAGCCAAAGUAUUCAAGGAACAUUUAAUUCAAGUGGAACUACAGACCUGUAUGCUGACGUGCAGUACAUGGAAGAUGACACACAAGAUGGAUUCUUACCCAAAAAGCCAGAUUAUGAUCCAGAAAAGGCUUUGAAAGACUCUCUGCAACCCUAUGAGGCUGCUUAUCUAUCAAAAUCUUUAUCUCGACUCUUUGAUCCCAUCAACUUGGUUUUUCCCCCUGGUGGUCGUAAUCCUCCUUCUGCUGAUGAACUUGAAGGUAUCAUUAAGACUAUAACAAGUGAACUGAAUGUAGCUGCUGUUGAUGCAAACCUCACAUUAGCGGUGUCAAAAAACGUGGCAAAGACCAUCCAGUUGUAUGGUGUAAAAUCAGAACAGCUGCUCUCCACACAAGGAGAUGCAAGUCAGGUGAUUGGACCUCUUACCGAAGGGCAGAGGAGAAAUGUGGCAGUAGUGAAUUCACUCUAUAAGUUGCACCAAUCGGUAACAAAGGUGGUUUCCAGUCAGAGCUCAUUCCCACCAGCAGCUGAGCAAACUAUAAUUUCAGCCCUAAAGGGGAUCCACGCUCUCAUGGGAAGUGCCGUGCAGCCCUUACUGACUUCGGUGGGAGAUGCUGUAGAGGCCAUAAUCAUCACCAUGCAUCAGGAAGAUUUUUCUGGAUCAUUACCCAGCUCAGGAAAGCCUGAUGUUCCCUGUUCUCUCUAUAUGAAGGAGCUUCAAGGUUUCAUUGCCAGAGUUAUGAGUGACUACUUUAAACACUUUGAAUGCGUGGAUUUUGUCUUUGACAACACUGAAGCUAUUGCCCGAAGAGCAAUUGAACUUUUUAUUCGCAAUGCCAGUCUCAUAAGACCUCUUGGUGAAGGUGGGAAAAUGCGCCUUGCUGCUGAUUUUGCACAGAUGGAGUUGGCUGUGGGUCCAUUCUGCAGAAGAGUAUCUGAUUUAGGAAAGUCCUACCGAAUGCUGAGGUCAUUCAGACCACUGCUCUUCCAGACAAGUGAACACGUGGCCAGCAGUCCUGCGCUGGGGGACAUUAUUCCAUUCAGUGUCGUCAUUCAGUUUUUGUUCACAAGAGCACCUUCUGAGCUGAAAUCCCCCUUCCAGAGGGCGGAAUGGUCCCACGCGCGCUUCUCCCAGUGGCUGGAUGAUCAUCCCUCUGAGAAGGACAGGCUCCUCCUCAUCAGGGGAGCCCUCGAAGCUUAUGUUCAAUCAGUAAGAAGCAGAGAAGGCAAAGAAUUUGCACCAGUUUAUCCCAUCAUGGUUCAGCUGCUUCAAAAAGCUACGUCUGCUCUUCAGUAAUAACGUGAAAUCUUUCCUUAUCUCCAUUUUGUGCUAACCUGAACAAGGCUGGCAAUUAAAUUGUAACUCAUACUUCUAGAAAACAGCUACUAUCUCCAAGUUUAAGACUGUAAUUGACUUUACUGUUUUUCUUACUGAUCGUUUUGUUUACCUCUUAAACUCUUCCACCUUAAGUAGCAUAAAAUGUCAAAAUUCAUCAACUUCAAACUCCAUGGACCUGAUCUUUCCAGAAGGACAGCCAACUCUUUUCUAUGAGGUGGGUUAAAAUUUCUUCCCAUCUCAUAGCAGAGUCCCCACUGCUUCUUAAGGGAUAUGAUCAAGUUUAUAGUAAAGAUGCUUUUUUAUCCUCACUGGAUAAAUGCACACAGCCUAGUGCUUUCCAUACUUGGCUGCACAUUAGAAUCACUGGUAGCUUUAUUAAAAAAAAAAACUUGAUGCCCAAUUUGUAUCUCAUAUUAACAUGCCUGGGGGUAGGAGCCAGGCAUUAGUAUUUAAAAAAAAAAAAGCAUUUACAGCAUGCAACAAAGUGUGGGAACCACUGUCCACCCAGAGCUAAGAUGUGCGGCUAAAUGUUUUCCACGUGUCAUACUGUAUCUUUACUAAGGGUAGAGCAAGGUUGUCUUUACACGGUGUCAUCUUAUUAAAAGCAGACUUUCUAAUGCAGAUGCCAAGAUAAAAAUUUUUACGAAGAUUCUUAUCAAUAGCUGAUAAUCUGGUUUCUUGUUAUUCUAUUGCUCUUGUUACUAACACUUUGGAUUUUUUUCUUUUAAACUCUUUGAAGUAUAGUUGAUUUACAAUGUUGUAUUAGUUUCUGGUGUACAUUAAUAUUUUGUUUUAUUGUUUAAGAAGUGGGUUGUGGGAUUUUUAUGUAUUUUCCCUCCCCUGAACUGUUACUCUGAUGACUCGUACAGAAAGUUCAGUCACAAUCAAUCGGCAGAAGUCAGAGAUAAACAAUUUUUUUUCAUUUUAUUUGAAAUAAUAUACAAGAAUAUAGUGUGCAAAAUUUAGGGGCAACAUCAUGAAGUGUAAUGAACUGAAAUCAAUUUUCCAGCUGUGAUUCUAACCAGGAACACCACUUGGUAAGUAACACGAAAAGCCAUGAUUGUAGCUCAGAGCAAAAGCAGCUGUAUUGCCAGUGUGUUUGCUCUCAUUGUAGACAGUUGGAGGAAAGUAAAGUGCAAGUGUUGCACUGGAAGUGCAAAGUCUGCCCCCACCAGAUAUACGAUGACAAAUACGAUAUUAAGAUACGUGGCUGAGGAGAUAUAGGACACAAAGUUAAAAAUACAAUGGUGUCAACUGUUAAUAGCACCAUUACAGUGACUAUAUCCCAAUGCUAUUAACUAACUUGACCUUGGCCUGGGCUGCCCACCGCAGUAAGGGAUGGGUGCUGCCACCCAGUGCCUCAGCUCAGCGUGCUCUGGGACCUGCAGCAGGUGGCGCUUAGGUGGGACCCUGACACCAUCCGCCUGCUCCGUGUUCUGGUCAUCUCUUGGCACUGGCCAGCCUGGGAGCCCCCGUGUUUGGCACAGACGCUGAGCCAGGCGGUGGCUGGUCAAGGAAAGGCCAGCUCCCAGCUUCUGCUUCAUUCCAUCUUGUGUACAAUACAGAUUAAUAAGCAGUAAGGAGCUAAUGUAUGAACAGCAGGUACAUAUUUUUAUACUCCCCUUUUGUACAAUUUAAAAUAAAACAUGUAUACACUUCUCCUUCCUCUUUCUACUGUACUUUAGCACCACAGGAUAUCAAUUUUCAAGCCUAUAUUACCUGAUAGACAUAUAUGAAGUUUGGAAGAAAAAUAAGGCAAUUUGGUUUACAAUGUUGAUAGUUUUAGCUUACUUAAUGCUCUAAUGGAGAAAGCAAAUCCUCACUCGUAUUAUUAAAUCAUUGCAAGACUCAAUGCUAUCAGUAUCUUACGGCCACACGCUCCAGGACGAAUCGUGAGACCUUGAUCUUCUUAAGUCUUUCCAUCAACAGUCAGUUUAUGUGAAUACAGACUUAAGAACAUAAGCAUCUUGGUUUAAUGUUGUUGGGAGCCCUGUGGAGAUAAAAAAUUAAAGCUCAGUGAAUGUUUACAAUACGUAGUAAUUCUACAAGUGAAAGCAAAGGUGGAUAAAUACAAUGUUUAUAACCUUACUAUUUAAAAAGACUGCCUUCUCAAAGGUGGUUUUUAAAAGUCUGCUAACAUCUGAUGGUUCAGGCAUCCGGAAAAUGUAUGAAAAUGAUGAGACAAGAGAGGUGGACUAGGAUGAGCAGGAAGGAUGGGGAUCCAGGCAAAGUCCUACUGCGUGGAAUCUGAAGGUAAUGGAGAACUUCAAAAAUCUAGUUCAGCCAUCCUCUUGUAUUGGAAUCUGACUACUUUUUAAAAAGAAAUUCUUAACACAGACGUGAACUGCAUGUUACUACACAGAAAUGGGCACAAAUACACAGAAUGAAUCGGCACAUCCUUGGCCCCCUCCUGCGAGGUGCUGAUGUCUUCCCUUUAUUUUUAAUGCUGUUUCACAUUGAGCUCAUUCUGUUCUGUCAUGUGAAGCUGUCUUGUAAUUAAUAGAAAACACUUAAAAGAUGCUACUCUACUAAUGGAAAAGCUCUAUCAAUCAAAUCUAUCCAAGAUUCUUAUUAUAGUGCGAACUUGUUUACCAGCCUUCCUAGGCCUUGCCAUUUUUUUCCUUCCUGAGGUUUUUUCAUCUAGAAAUUCUGUGCAGAUGUCAGAAGUCCCCAUGAAGGCUGGUCAGUUCACCCCAUGCCUCCUUCCUCCUCAACCCACCACCAAUUAAGAAAGGCUGCUGAGACAUCCUACCCCAAAUUAGAAAAUUUUUCUAUUGCGCUAUCGAGUUAAUAACAGCUAUCAACCUAACUAGAAAUACUACAUUCUAAAGUUCUCCACUUGAGCAUCUCCAGACGAACAUUGCUACUUUCCAUGUGAAAAGAGUGGCAUUAAUGAUGAAAAGAAAAGCAGUCCGCCUUAGAUGGUGCAAAAACAUGAUUAGGUUUUGAAAGUGUAAAGGCUGGGAAAUAGCAUCAACCGGCCUUUAAAGGCUUUAACAGCUGCUGCGAUGCACCAGGACAGCUGUGGAGAUAAGUCAGGACUGUUUUUGUUGAAACAUACCGAAUUGGUUCUUUUCCUUUUCCAACAGUCAGGAUUUAAACGCUUUUGUUCUUCAGCCAAUGCCUUCGCUUCUAAUGUAUACAUCCUUCUCUCUUCAUUCUUCAUUUUCUUCCACCUGUCACCAAGGAUCACACUUAUGGCUCUGUAAAGUAAAUAUUUACACUUGCUGAAGGCAAGAAUUUUUCAGAAAAGUCAUUUCAAGUGCUGCUAUUUCGGGAAGAAAUAGAAGUUGAAAGACAACAAUCUUGUCCAACAUAGAGAAAGGGAAAAGGUCAAGGCGACAGCAGUCAUUUCCAGUAAAGCCCCAAGUCAUGCGGUCCAUUCAUCACAACCUUGGCAGUUAAAGCCUCCGGGAAUAAGGCCAUUAUUUCCAAUUGUCAACGGACAUCUAAAAUGGCUAAAAACUGGUUAUUUUACACAGCUCAGAUUUGAAGAAAAAAGUUAAAUAUUUCAAAGAAAUGGUGUAAGUUAGUUAGGUCUAUCCUGAUACAUUGGUUUUGCAAAGCUGUUUAAGCCGUUACGGCAGGUAACAUUCAGUAUCAGCAGCACAAAGUAUUCACUACUAGAAGCUGUCCUUACUUGCUGGUUGCGCCCAUAACCCACCAAGUAGUCAUGGUACAGCUUUCUUCCUCCACGCAGCCCCAGUGAAAAUGCACACUUACUGUGCAUCUCCUAAGACAACACCAAAUAAACCUUAGGCAAUAUUUAUACUUAACACUUAAAGUCAAACUGGUCAGACGUGUGAUGACUAAUAGAUAUUUGAAACUAUUUCCUAUUUGUAUUUAUUCAUCUGCCCCAAACCUACUUAAAAUGUCUCAUCAAGGACAGGCAGACACAAACUGUUUUCCUUCUGUGAAGAGCACUUAACCCUUAAUUUCCUGACACUCAAUACGAAACAAGGUCUGGGAAGACUACAUGAAGUAUCUACAAGUGAUUUCAUGAUGACUGAUAUGGAAGCGAGAGAACAGGUAUCUGAGCUUUGGAAAAAGUCACCACAGAAGCUCUACUCUGUAAAAAGAAAUUAAAUAUAUAGUAAAUACAUGUAUUUUUUAAUCCAAAAAAGCUAAUGCAAUUAAACAUUGCAUUACAUGUUCUUUUAUUAAAAUAAGAACCAGUUUUUAUAAUCUCUGAGUUAAAGGUACCAUAUAAUGGUUGACACUUUUACUAGUUAAAUCGAGUAAGAAAUACAUAUGUAUCAAUUCCCAAGUUAAAGAUGCAUUUGGUUUAAGUCGCUUCUCUCUUUAAAAUGUAACUACUUGGGGUAGAAAAAAAAAAUGGGUGGAGGUAGUUAAAAGGUACAAACUCCCUGUUAAAAGUCCUGAGGAUGUAAUGUACAGCAGGGUGAGUACAGUGAAUCACCUGUAUGGCAUAUUUGAAAAUUGCUAAGAAAGUAGAUCUUAAAAGUUAUCACAAGAAAAAAAUUCAUAACUGUAUAGUGAUGGGUAUUAACCAGAGUUAUUACUGUGAUCAUUUCUUAAUAUAUACAAAUAUCAAAUGAUGUUGUACACCUGAAACUAAUGUCAUAUGUCAAUAUAUCUCAAGUGUGUGUAUAUAUAUUAAAAAUUAAGACCAUGACUCAUUCAAA